AUGAAGACAAAGGCAAAGUCGGGUCGCUCGAACAAACGAACAGCGGAGAGGGCGAGGCUGGCUACAGACGAAGACAGAGCGACUAAGAAAACCAAGCGAGGAACCUCUGCGACAGAUCCACCACAAAGCGAAUCACCACAAAGCGAACCACCACAAAGCGAACCACCACAGCCCGCACUCGUCAAUUGGGGACACGGUCACACGGUUUCACAGCUGAAAGCCGAGCUGAAGCGAAGAGGAAAGUCCGGAUAUUCCGACCUGCGGAAAGAUGGUUUGAUUGACCUACUUAUGAAAGAAGAGCAGCCGAGGAGGAAACGUCGAAAGCCCAGAAAUUCUACGCCAGAGACCCAAGCGCAGAUCAUAGCAGACGACCCGGAUGAGCAGCAAGAUUUGACUAGCUUGGAUUUUGAAGGUCUACGCGACGUGCUACGUCGGCAUGGCGUAGUUGACGAUGACCCUCUAUACUUAUACUCGGAUAGAGAGUCUCUCAUGGGCCUGUGUCAUUGCCACAUCAUGGAUGCAGAGUAUCGUAACAGCAGAGAUACCGUCAUGUACACUAAAUGGCCCACCUUGUAUCUUUUGGCAGAGUUGGAGAGUCGACAGUUUACAUCCGGGUUCAGCCACGAGGAUCGGCUGGACGUCAUUUCUUGCUUGAGAAAGCACGAUCAGUGGCUCAUCGAGGCCACGGAUGUCCCGACAGUUGAGCGCUGA
Alternaria atra is the source of this 711-nucleotide messenger RNA. RefSeq lists its product as uncharacterized. Lineage: Eukaryota; Fungi; Ascomycota; Dothideomycetes; Pleosporales; Pleosporaceae. The record is from RefSeq and is a predicted model, not a curated record. The coding region runs from base 1 to 711 and encodes 236 amino acids. The transcript is spliced from 3 exons.